Molecule: messenger RNA, 2114 nt
Organism: Ceraceosorus guamensis
Lineage: Eukaryota; Fungi; Basidiomycota; Exobasidiomycetes; Ceraceosorales; Ceraceosoraceae
Exons: 9
Coding region: 239-1663 (474 amino acids)
Biological process (GO): DNA repair; DNA damage checkpoint signaling
Cellular component (GO): checkpoint clamp complex; nucleus
Molecular function (GO): double-stranded DNA 3'-5' DNA exonuclease activity
Source: RefSeq, a predicted model, not a curated record
CCGUAAAUUUUGCUCCACUCAAGACUCGGAUCGGACUCUCGAACCAGCGAAUGCAUCGGGCGCGCGCGCGCGCACGUUCCGCUCCCAGACGGAGCUCAGCGCGCACCCACGAGGCAUCAUCUUUAUCACCAUCAUCCCUCCAUUCCGUACGUAUUGCAUCGGCUCCAGCAGCGGCAACCCUUGACGACAAAAAAAGCUAGCGCAAGAGCUCGAGAAACUGCUCGAGAAGCUGCAUACGAUGGCAGGUCCAAGCGACACGCAAUGUCUGAGGGCGCAGAUUGCGGAUGUCAGGACUCUGGCAGCUCUGCUCAGACCCAUCGCAUUCUCGACUUUCGCGACCGUCUCGCUGUCCGAGUCCGGCUUGACAUUCACCACGGAGCAGGAUCGUUCUCUGCAAGCCAACGCAUACGUUCCAUCCUCUCUCUUUAGCCCAUUUCACUUUCGCGUCGUUCGAUCCCCCACUCGCAAACGCAAGCGUCAAGUCGAACGAUCAUCGCAGCCAUCAUCCGCUACUCUGGAAGAGGGCUCGUCAGUGCAAGGCUCGGAGCUGCGCGAGCCCGAGCCUCUGAGUCCAGCAGCUCUUGAGCGAGCCGAAAGAGAAGCUUCUGAGCGAGUCAGAGGAGCACAUCAUUCUCCAGACCAGCAGGAAGAGAGUGGAGACGAGCAAGAUGAAGAGGAGAGCUCAUCCAGGCAGACGAUCGACUUUGACAUUUCCCUUGCUAACUUCUUGCAGUGUCUGAACAUUUUUGGCGGAGCGCCUGCUCUCAAUAAGAGUUCGCACUCCGAUCAAGGUGCUGGAAGUACGAGUCGAGAAAGAGACAAGGAGGCAACUGAUGGGCGAGGGGAUGUUCAGCAGAGAUACUCACGAUCCGGCCUUGGAGCAAGGAAAUCAAAGGACGGGAAGGGGAGCGAUGCAGGCGUCACUAGCGCUGCUCUAACGUUCGAUGCGCUCUCCAAGAGAUUGGUGUUGAUCCUGGACGACGACGGCGGGGCUACGACCAAGUGCGAGCUGGCGAGCUACGAGCCACAAGGAAUCACCGACCUAGCAUUUGAUCCAGACUAUCUGGUCGCGCAAGCGAUCAUGCGCUCCGAGCUCUUGGCAGACGCAAUGUCAUCUGUGGACCCAUCGGCGUCCUUUGUAGGUCUGCGCUUCUCACCGCGCUACAGAUCUACCGCUUCCGACGCUGCACAAGGAUUCAGAACUGCCACUUCCGUAUCGGCGGGCUUGAGGCCUAGCUUGAGCAGCUCGGUGGUGCUCAGCUCCGACGAUGCAGUUGCCAAGCGUCCAGGCGUGACUCCGAAUCCCACCAUCCAAGUGCUCAAGCUCACAGCUGAUAGCGAUACCGGCACAGUAGAGAUGGAAUUGCCCAACGAGAGAGGCGUAAUGGAGAGGUUUGUGUGCAAUUACGAUUUGGAGCAGAGGUACAACUACAAGCACAUGUCCACGACGACACGAGCGCUGCAGACGUCCAUCAAGACCUCCUUGCGCAUCGAUGAGCGCGGUCUGCUUAGCAUGCAGUGUCUCAUGCCUCGCGGACUAGGACGGACCGUGAAUGACGGAGAGGCCGCGCCAGGUCGAAGAAACGACGGCGCAGCGCUUCUCAACAAUCACGGCUUCAUCGAAUUCACAGUGCUCCCUCUGGACGAGGAAAGCCUCAAAUAGAUGCUUGGGGUAAAUGUCAAGGAGCCUAGCAUAUCCUCGCUUUUGUUCAACACACACACACACACACACACACACACACACACACACACACACACAACAUCUGUCCGCUUUUCGGGUGGCCUCGCGCUUGGCACGAAAGGCGCUUGACCUUUCUCGCACUGAUCGAGGCGCAAAGUCAGCGCAACCCACUCUGUAAUUCGCAGUCGGCAUUGCAGGUGGCUCUACACACCGAGGCGUUGCAUAUUCUGCGUGCCUUCACUCGUGAUGCGGUAGAUGCGAGUGAGAGAGAGAGAAAGGGGGGAAGGAAUUCAAAUCAAGGAAGCAGCCAAGAGGGCUCUAGUCGCCACCUCCUCCUGAUCCAAUUCGUCCACUUCCUCAUUCUCCUCGACGUCCGAGAUGAGCAUGUCGACAUCCUGUUCUCGAGAAUCGCCCGUGGUCGCUUGAAUCGAAG